Messenger RNA from Rhipicephalus sanguineus (brown dog tick), 1092 nucleotides. RefSeq lists its product as uncharacterized. Lineage: Eukaryota; Metazoa; Arthropoda; Arachnida; Ixodida; Ixodidae. The record is from RefSeq and is a predicted model, not a curated record. The transcript is spliced from 3 exons. Bases 1 to 1092 code for a protein of 363 amino acids.
AUGGAGCGGCUGAAAUCGAAGCGGACGUCGAGACGAUCUCUCAACACAAGAAUUAUCAACGAGGCAAGAGCUCUUCUCAGCGAUGCUACAGCCACCGUAGAUCAGCUGAACGCCAUUUACGGACGUCUCAAGGCGAACAACGAUGAGCUGAACCAAAUCAACCAGGAGCUAGAGAGCCACAUAGCGGAUGAAGAAUUUGAGCAAGAGUACAACACCGUCGUUGAAUACGAGGACAACGCUACCAGCGUCAUGAGUGAGCUGCUUAGCAAGCGCGACCGUAUGGUUGCGGCCAUCUCAUCAACACCGGAGCUUCAGACUUCGUCAGUAGCCAGUACCGCUGGAGCCUCUGGUACCAAGCUACCCAAGCUUACCAUCGCCCCAUUUGCUGGUGAUCUGUGUCGGUGGAACGACUUCUGGGAACAAUUUGACCAGAUGAUUCACCGGAACGGAAGCCUCACUGCGACGGACAAGUUCAACUACCUGAGGUUUUUCCUAAGAGGCGACGCAGCUUCAGCUAUUGUGGGCCUGCCAACCACGGAAGCUUGCUACAAGGACGCCAUCGACAUACUCAAGAGACGCUUCGGAGACAAAACGAGGCUCGAACAGGAGUACUUCUCCAGGCUUCGUACGUUGCCUUCAGUCCGUUCAAGCGACUUGACAGCUCUUCGCAAGCUGUACGACCAGGUCGUCAUCAACAUCCGAGGACUGGAGACCCUUGGGCGCUCCAUGGUGGGGCGGAUGGUGGGAGCGUCUAGUCCGGACGAUAAAGCUUCCACUGAGAAGGUUCUCGGCAAAGCUCGACUCAACUUUGAAGAGCUGACCACUGUGCUCACGGAAGUAGAGGCGGUCGUGAACUCGAGGCCUCUCACAUUCAUUGAGUCGGACAGCGCGGAACCUCGUGCAUUAACCCCAGCAGACCUCAUCAUUGGGCGGAGACUAACGACGCUACCACAGGGCAGCAACGACAUGCCAAUGGACCUGACGCGCAAGGAAGCGCAGCUCAACUGCUUCUCGGCUACUGUCUACCAUGCUUACCACACUUUCCAUGCUUUCACCACCUUGACUGGCACGGCCAGCCCGAUUGUGCAGUGA